Molecule: messenger RNA, 1053 nt
Organism: Olea europaea var. sylvestris
Lineage: Eukaryota; Viridiplantae; Streptophyta; Magnoliopsida; Lamiales; Oleaceae
Product: ADP-ribosylation factor 1-like
Exons: 7
Coding region: 1-801 (266 amino acids)
Biological process (GO): intracellular protein transport; vesicle-mediated transport
Cellular component (GO): cytoplasm
Molecular function (GO): GTP binding; GTPase activity
Source: RefSeq, a predicted model, not a curated record
AUGAGAUUAAGAGCUCUUAAUCUCACGGUUAGAAUAGAUUCGGUGAGCAACGGCACCAGCCGCUUUUGUUCUAACCGUAAGAUUAAGCUUAAUCUCAUGGUUAGAACAAAAGCGAUUAGUGUCGUUGCUCACCGAAUCUAUUCUAACCCCUCAGCAUGUUCAGUCACCGCCUCUCUCGUCGGAUCAUCUCUCAGUUACGUACAAUCACCUCAAAUUUUAGCUUGCAAUCAUUUAAUUGCUCACAUAUUCUCAUUUUCCCAACCACGGGAUCAGAAGAUAGAAAGAGAAAUGGGGCAGGCGUUCACCCGGGUUUCCUCCAAGAAGGAAGUGAGCAUUCUAAUGGUUGGUCUUGAUGCUACUGGUAAGACCACCAUCAUGAACAAGCUUAAGCUUGGAGAGAUCAUAACUACCUCUCGUACCAUGGGAUUUAACGUCGAGGCUUUUGAGAACAACAACAUCAACUUCACUAUUUGGGAUUUCGAUGGUGACGACAAGAUCCGUCUAUUGUGGAGGCACUACUUCCCAAACACCCAGGGAAUCAUAUUUGUGGUUGACAGCAAUGACAGGGAUCGUAUUGUGGAGGCAAGGGAUGAACUGCACAGGAUGUUGAAUGAGGAUGAGCUUCGAGAUGUUCCAUUACUUGUAUUUGCCAACAAACAAGAUCUCCCCCAUGCAAUGACUGUUGCUGAAAUAACAGACAAGCUUGGCUUGCACUCGCUAAGGAAGCAUCACUGGUACAUCCAGAGUACCUAUGCCACGUCCGAAAAGGGGCUUUACGAGGGUCUCAAUUGGCUCUCUUAAACCAUUCCUUAUGAGGCAAGUUCUCUUUAUCCGAUAGUGUUGAUACACUUUCUUCUUCAUUUGUAUUCGGUUCAGUUUCUCACAGUCGCUCUGUUCUUGCAAGCAUGAUGUCUGAGUUGAUGCCAAGUUGGAAGUUUAGGUUUAUCAAUAAUUAAUCAUAUGUACGUGCCAGUUAAUGGACCUUUCUGGUUUUUGUUUAGAACUUCCAAAGAGUUCUGAUGUGUGUUCAGUUAUGUAAUUCUCUUAAAGACA